AUGCGAAGGGUAGACUCGGAUAAUGGAGGAAGAAAGCAAGAAUCAGAUGCCAUGGGGGAGCGUGUCCAGAUUGCAAGCAAGCUUGUGGCUGCAACCUAUGCAGAUGCUCGAGCGGCAGUCGGACAAGCGAGCACCCGAUACUAUCGAGGCAAUCGCAAUUGGUUUGCCGUGACAGGACGCGAGCACUUGGCUCUAUACAGCAGGACAGACCACCCGUACUGCAAGAGCAGCGCCAGACUCUUUGCUCAGCCUAAGCUUCGCGUAAGAGUCCUGAACGCGACAGUGCAUCGUCCGGCAUUCGCUGACACUACCCGAAGGCAAGCCGUUGCUCGUGCGUUUCGAGUCUGUCACUCUCGCAUUGACGACGGUCAAUGGGUCGAGCUUGCACCAGUCUACGGAGCUGAAGUCCCGGCCCGAAGGCAGUCUGUAUCUGUCAUGGCAGAUUCGAUGCACCACAGUGCGGCGUCCAUGACUGGCACUCAACUUGAGCCUCUGUCUGAUGAGAUUGACAGCCGUCUUGCAGGCGUAGACGCAUCCGAGAUCCAAAGCGUGCGACAGUCGGACGGGACAGUCAGCCAGACUGAAGGGUAUUUCUGCUUCAGGAACCCCGCGGGGGAGCCCCUCCGCUUCCUCGACGGACCACCUCUGACAAACGCCCUUUCCGUUCCGAUUGCGAGAGACGGAAGCAUCUUGUGCGAUGUAGAUGAGCUCGAGCGAGCGCCAGAGAGGUCAGGACGAUCGAGUUGGCCUGAUAAACCAUUGAGAAAGGGCCAAUGA
This is a messenger RNA of Mixia osmundae IAM 14324, 777 nucleotides long. RefSeq lists its product as uncharacterized. The transcript has 2 exons. NCBI's taxonomy places the organism in Eukaryota, Fungi, Basidiomycota, Mixiomycetes, Mixiales, Mixiaceae. The coding region runs from base 1 to 777 and encodes 258 amino acids. The record is from RefSeq and is a predicted model, not a curated record.